Rotaria sordida is the source of this 2010-nucleotide messenger RNA. NCBI's taxonomy places the organism in Eukaryota, Metazoa, Rotifera, Eurotatoria, Philodinida, Philodinidae. The record is from the annotation of a GenBank genome assembly.
AUGACAUUUCAUCGUUUAACGCUUCUUUCAUCAUUUAUUGCUCGUUCGUCAAAUUUUCUUAUUCAUUCUCAUCAAGGUCGAUUAUUUAAAUUCAAUCCUAAUCGUCAAUUUUCAUUGACAUCAAUUCGUUCACAACGUGGUGAUCGUCCUACAAUAUUAAGAAAUAAUGCUGAAAAAACUCCUAAAGUAAAAUUAACACUCACUGAUCUUGGUAAACUUUUUCGUUUAGCACAACAUGAAAAAAGUCGUAUUUGUGGUGCUAUUAUACUCUUAUUGAUAUCAAGUGGUGUUACUAUGUCUGUACCAUAUAUUCUUGGAAGAAUUAUUGAUAUGUUACAAACAUAUAAACAUGAUGAACUUCGUCGACGUUUAAAACAAACGACAUUUUUUCUCAUUGGAGUGUUUGGAAUAGGUGCAAUAGCUAAUUUUGGUCGUGUUUAUUUAAUUUUAACAACAUCACAACGUAUUAUAAAACGUAUACGUGAACAAUUAUUUAAUAGUAUACUUCGAAAAGAAAUAGCCUUUUUUGAUAAAAAAAAAACAGGUGAAUUAGUCAAUCGUUUAUCUUCGGAUACAGAAGUUAUGUCAAAUGCUGUAACACAAAAUAUAUCGGAUGGUCUUCGAGCAUUAACACAAUCAGUUGCUGGUGUUGGUUUAAUGCUUUAUAUAAGUCCACAAUUAGCAUUAGUUGGUUUAACGACUGUACCACCAGUAGCUGUUGGUGCAAUUUUGUUUGGAAGAUUUAUUAAACAAUUAUCACGUAAAGUACAAGAUGCACUUGCAAAAGCAACCGAUGUUGCAGAAGAACGUUUUUCAAAUAUAAGAACAGUUAAAUCAUUUUCAAAAGAAGAACAAGAAAUACAAUUAUAUAAUCAACGAAUUAGUAAUGUAUUACAAUUAAAAUAUACAGAAUCAUUAGCUUAUGGACUUUUUUAUGGUAUGACUGGUUUAUGUGGAAAUAUUAUUGUAUUAAGUGUUUUUUAUUUUGGUGGUGUUUCAAUGAGUCAAGAAUCAUUAACUAUUGGAGAUUUAUCAAGUUUUUUAUUAUAUGCAUUUUAUGUUGGUGUAUCUAUAUCCGGUAUAUUCUCUUUUCAUCUUGAAUUAAUGAAAGGUGUUGGAGCAAGUCAAGCAGUAUGGUCAAUUUUAAAUGAUGAACAUAAUGAAAAAAUGAUACUUUCAAGUCAAAGUCAACGUACAAUUCAUGGAGCACCAUUAACAUCAGCAUUAAUGCUUCACGAUAUAACAUUUGAUUCAAUAUCAUUUUGUUAUCCAACUCGCCCGGAUGCACUUGUUCUUGAUAAUUUAACACUUCGUGUACCUGGUGGUCGAGUAUUAGCUAUAUGUGGUAGUUCAGGUUCAGGAAAAUCAACAUUAGCUCAAUUAUUACUUCGUUUUUAUGAACCACAAUCAGGACAAAUCCGUAUUGGAAAUAUUCCUAUUAAUGAUAUGCCACUUCAUUGGCUUCGCUCAAAUAUUGGUACUGUACCACAAGAACCCAUUUUAUUUUCAUCAUCAAUUUAUGAUAAUAUUGCCUAUGGAUAUCCAACUGUAGUAGAACAUGUUCCAGAAAAUGUUCUUAAAAAUAAAGUUAUACAAGCUGCUAAUACAGCAAAUGCAAGUGGAUUUGUUGAACAAUUACCUGAAAAAUAUGAUACUAAAGUUGGUGAACGAGGAACAAUGCUUUCUGGUGGACAAAAACAACGUGUUGCAUUAAGUCGAGCCAUUUUACGUGAUCCAAGUAUUCUCGUUCUCGAUGAAGCAACAUCGGCACUUGAUGCUCAAUCAGAAUAUUUAGUUCAAGAAGCUCUCGAAAAAAUCAUGGUCAAUAGAACUGUUAUUAUAAUAGCACAUCGUUUAUCAACAAUAAUCAAAGCUGAUCAAAUAGCUUUACUUGAUAAAGGACGUAUUGGUGAACAAGGUACAUAUGCCGAAUUAAUGAACAUUGAAAAUGGAUUAUUUCGAAAUUUGGUUGCUACACAAACCAUAGUUGAUACAGAUGUAGUAGAAUAA